GCUUAAGAGAGUGCGCAUAGUCUAGAAUUAAUCAACAAGGUAUUAAAUAAAAGCCACCAGGCGAAAACAAAGGACGUGAAUGAGGAAAAGAAUCCCUGGAGGUAAACAAUGUCAGAGAAAACGGCAGAAACAAAUGCUAGGAAACCCUCUGCAAACAAGAAUAUUAAAAAGCUGCGUGCCAUAAGCAUGGUGUGCAGCCUGACUCGGAGCUGGCAGCAGUGGGUGAGCGAAAAUGAAGACAAGCAGGCCAAUGAACCUAGCGGGUGGGCCCCAGGCUGCCCUGAAGACCCUAAAGAUGCAAAAAAAGAGAUCAGACAUUUUCAGAAGUCUAGCCCCAGCCAAGAGAAGGUGAAUGCUCCUGGCGAGUCACGCAUCAGAACCGGCCAAGUGGUAAAAACGGUGACAAGGGAUGUCCAGGAGAGAAGUGUGGGCAUUGAGUUUUUGACCAAACGCAUCUGUAAGGAGCCAAUUACAGAUGAACUGGACAAGAUGCUGAGCAAGAAAGGAUCACCCACACGCCACAGGAAGUGCUCCAACAUGGUUUCGGAGCUGACGCGAGGAUGGAAGGGAAUGGAAAAGGAGAAAAAUCUGGCUAAAGAGGGUGGUGAGGAUAAUGACUUUCUAGAAGCUGAAGAGAGAAGACUGCAGCUAGGAACCAACCAGGAGGAUACCAUGAACAAAAAAACUAAUGAAAAUACAGAUUCGUCUGCAGUCAGGAUCAAAAGAUCCUCUGAACUUGGGAGCAAGAAGGAUGACAAAGAUGCCAACAAAAUAAAUGCCUUGUCCAAAAAGUACAGCGCUGUUGGCAACCUUAAAACCCGCUGGCAAAACUGGGCAUCUGAGCAUUCCGUUAAUCAGAAGCUGAACCCCUUCAGCGAAGACUUUGAUUAUGAGUACUCCAUGUCAACACGGCUACGGAAGGGUGAGGAUGGCUACGGACGGCCCAAAGAGGGCACUAAGACAGCAGAGAGAGCCAGACGUGCAGAAGCACACAUCCAUCGUGAGAUAGACGACAUGUGCUUUAUCAUAAGGACUAUGGCAGAUCCAGAUCCAGAUGGUUACACUAGAGUGACCUUUUGCGAGCUGUUUGACCGAUACGUGCGAAUCUCUGAUAAAGUGGUGGGCAUCCUAAUGAGGGCCAGGAAGCAUGGAAAGGUUGACUUUGAAGGGGAAAUGCUGUGGCAGGGACAGGAUGAUGGUGUCAUUAUUACUCUGUUAGUUUGACACAAGACUGAUGCAUUGUCAUUAAGUAAUUUACUCUGAACUUAGUGGGAAAUUUGAAAUUUUGCUGCUACUUUAUAGAUGACAUGAAGAAAGGAAAAUAAAUUAUUGACACAGUUCUCAGUGUUUAUAUGUACAGAAUGUCUUUUUGUGUAUGUAUUAAAGUGUGUAAUUUCAGCGCCACUAACAUCACCAAACUGACUUGCUAAAUUGAAUUGCAUUCAAACAGGUUUGCCAAAUAAUUACAGAUAAUCCCGCCCCAAAUUUAUGCCAUUGGUUGAGCCAAAAUCACUGUGUCAGGGUCCUUAAACAAACCGAGCAAUGUUUUCUGGAAAAUCAACUUACAGUGUGCCUAGUAAAUUGUGUGCAUGCUUUUAUCAAAAUAUGUCAUACUGAAACUUUCCAGAAGAGGGAGAAGUAACACUAACACUACAAUCAUCUCCAUGGAUCUCCUCUUUUGAGUCAUUAAAUAUUUAUGUUACUUUCAAUAAAAAUCAGUUAU
Molecule: messenger RNA, 1723 nt
Organism: Xyrauchen texanus (razorback sucker)
Lineage: Eukaryota; Metazoa; Chordata; Actinopteri; Cypriniformes; Catostomidae
Product: actin-binding Rho-activating protein-like
Exons: 2
Coding region: 109-1224 (371 amino acids)
Biological process (GO): positive regulation of transcription by RNA polymerase II; positive regulation of Rho protein signal transduction
Cellular component (GO): sarcomere
Molecular function (GO): actin binding
Source: RefSeq, a predicted model, not a curated record